GGGGGGGCGCGGCCGCCUGAGCCCCGUCACGGGGCUCCUCGGGACGUGCCGGGGGCUGGAUGCCGAGGGACGGCUCUUUUCUCGGGACACGGAGCCGGGCAGUAACCGCGGAGUGACCUGGAGGCCCCGCCGUGUGGAAAUUCAGGACACACAGCGUGCACAAAUGAAUCCGGGAGGGUUCCUUUGUUCCUGUGCUGGGGGAACGCGUGCCUGAUACCGUGCCUCUUGGGGCUGGCUUCGUUUUUUCUUUUUUCAACAUGUAGUUAAAACAAUCCUGAAAUGCCUUACGUUCUGGAGCAGUAAAAAACUACAGAAUUUUGCAAAAUUUAAACACCCACUCUGAGGACUUUUCUAGCCUGUUUAGGCAAAGUAGGUACAUUUUAUUUACACCAGUUUUCUAGACACUGGGCGAUGAUGUGUUCGUUCCUGUCUUGCAAACAGACUGAUGGGAAUUGCUUUGUUCUGUGAAAAGCCCUAUAGGACUUAUGCAGGGAGCCUCAAUGGUUGAUCCGUGUAUCUUCUAACUUGUAAAUUUGAACUUUGGAUUCACUUCCCUGAAAGAAUUUGAGAAAAGUAGAAGGAAUUAGGGGUGGGGGUGGUGUAGCUGUUUGUUUUUUCCUUUCUAUUUUACUAGAGCCAAGGAAAGGUGGGAAGGUGGUUUUCUUGUUUGCAGCCACAUAUGUGCUUUGUCGACCUGUAAGGCUUUCUACCAAAACGGCUUGUGUGGCCAUGUAUAGGUAGCUUCUUUGUUGUAGUACCGCAGGAGCUUGAGAAUGGUGAAACUGACAGUGACCAUCCUGGGGAAAUCCUGAAGAAAGGGAAUGUGUGUGAGCUCUGUGCUUGUCUUUUGCUCCCUUUGAAUAUUUAUUCCUUUAGGAAAAGGGAAGUGUGUUUCUGGGAAAACAGUAAUCACUUAUUUCAUUUGACUGUCAGUUCGGUGUGUCUUUAGAAGCCUCAUCACCUAAUUUAGUGGCGGUGCUUUUUGGUUUGUUUUCCUUUUAGAUUGUUUUCUGGCCAAGGUCUUUCGUGCAGCUACUCAGGUUCUUAGUGGUAUAGGCAAUUGCCUUGUGCCUGAGACUUCUGCCUCUCUUUCUUUUCCUUUCUCAAUACAAUUCUCCUUCCCUAAAUCUCCAGUAAAAUUGCUACAGUGCUUUAUUUGCAAUAGUUUGGAUUAGCCUCAAGUUUGUUCCUGAAGCUGAUAUCUGGCAGUCAUCAAAACUGUAAAUACCAGACCGCAUAGCUCGAAGUCUGACAGGCAUCUGGUAUGGACCUUGGAUUUGUUACUGGUUGCUCCCCUGUUUGCUUCAGCAUGUGAGAGGGAGUUGUUUGCCUACCUGAGAUACAGCCUGGAGAUUCAGGCAAUCACCCAUGAUUCUUGGCUUGCAGAACUUAGGUAAUGCCUUCUUCAGCUUCCUAAGGGAAGGCAAGUCAGAGAUCUACAGAUGUGUUCCUAGAAGGAUUCUGAGAAAGAAUAAUCAUCUUGGUGCUGUGGUGAAGAAACUGGGGAUUAUUUGGUUUGGGUUGGGUUUUUUUUGUCCAAGGUGGGAUAGGGUGCAUGGCAUGGCACACAGUGGAGGGCAGUUCACAUGAUGUUUGAAAGAAAUGCAAGUUAGAUCAGUGUUUCUAAAUAAAUUACUUUGCACUUCAGAAUUUAAAAUACAUAGUCCUACAUGGUGUAAAUUCCCUUGUAUGCAUGUCCCAGUUUUGGAUUCCUCACCCUUUUUGGGGUGGAGUUUUUUCUGUUUGGCUUUUUUGUGGAUUGGGAUUUCUCUGAUUAGGCCAGGAUCCUGCAUUUUCUCCAAAGAGUGGAGACUAUAUUCAUAGUUACAUCACUACUCUACACAGCUAGUUUUUGUUUCCAACUUCUUUGUAUUAGUAUAACCUUUAUUUGAGCAGAAGUCACAGCUACUCCAUAGAUGGUCUGUGAGCCAUUAUUUCUGACACUUAAAAUAAGUAAGAACUCUUCUGUACAGUUAAGUUUGUACAUAACUAGGUGUUUCAUUGGACUUUAUUUUCUCUUCUGAAAAUAAAAUAUAUUGUUUGUUAGUUUGGGGAGAUAGGUAAAAGUUGCUGUAUCUUUCAUUGGUCUAGGAAUUUUUUUUCUGGACAUUUGCAUCCUGCUUUCUGAACCCCUAUCUCUCACAAUAACAGUUGAAUUAUAAUUCAAUUAUAAUUAUAAUUCAAGUCCUAAUCCUGCUUUUAGUUUAUUGAGUUUAUGCGCUUUUUUUUUUCAGGUUUAAAUAAAACAUAAAAGAGGUAUAUAAUGUUCAUUAAUGUACUGGAUGUAUUUAAUACCUCAUUUCUUUUGCAUGACAGCCAGAAGAACUCAGGAUGAGUAAACCAAAUAAUUUUGAUGUUCAAAGUACAUUCUGUGUUCUCUGUGGACGGACAGAUGACUGCCCUGAAAAGUAUGGAGAAAAAAGGAUCUAUGUGGAAUACAAUCUCACUGUUCAUUAUUACUGUUUGUUGAUGUCAAGUGGCAUUUGGCAGAGAGGGGAAGAAGAUGAAGGUGUGGAUGGAUUUUUAAUCACAGAUAUUAGAAAAGAAGUAAACAGAGCUGCAAAACUGAAAUGUAAUAUCUGUAAGAAAAAGGGUGCUUCGAUUGGAUGUGUAGCUCCUAAAUGCAAACGAAGUUACCAUUUUCCUUGUGGGUUACAAAGGGAAUGCAUUUUCCAGUUUAUGGAAGACUUCAGAUCUUACUGUUGGGAACAUAGACCAGUCCAAAAGUUUACGGACAAAGAACCUAGAGGAGCUUCACAGUGCACAAUAUGCCUGGAUUUGGUUGAACAUCUUCCAGUGUAUACUGUAUUGAAAAGUCCUUGCUGUAAAAAUGCUUGGUUUCAUCGAGAAUGCUUGCAGUAUCAAGCUUUGAGUGCUGGGAUAUUUUUCUUUAGGUGCACAGUAUGUAAUAACAAGGACAAAUUUCAAAAAGAAAUGUUGAGAAUGGGCAUACACAUUCCAGAAAGGGAUGCAUCUUGGGAACUUGAAGAAAAUGCAUAUCAAGACUUACUGCAUUGUUAUCAACACUGUGAUGUUAAAAGAUGUCUCUGUAAGAAAGGAAGAGACUAUAAUGAACCUGAUAGUAAAUGGGAAAUAAAGCGUUGUCAGUAUUGCGGUUCUCGUGGGACUCAUUUGGCCUGUUCGUCUAUGAAGUCAUGGGAGCAAAACUGGGAGUGCAUGGAAUGCAGAAGUAUCUUUGCAAAAUCAGGAAAGUAUAGCAAACGGAAAAAGCGUGCUUUGGCUACCUCUGAAAAGACAAAUGGGACGACUUGUUUGCUGGAAGAGCCACCUCCAAAGUCCCCUCGGCAAUCAUCUGGAUCUCCACGCAAUUUUCUACUCCAAUCAUCAAAGAUAAUGUGCCAGAACUUGUCACCAUGCUCACACCUAGAACUUCCAGCAUCUGACAGAAUGACAACGUCCUUAUCUCCAGUGAAGUCAAACAGGAGCUGGUCCCUGACGCAAAAGCAUUUAAGAGAGCAAAGAAGGGAAGUUUGUAAUAUACUGAAGGAGUUAAAGGUACAAGUUAAAACAAAAACAACAAGACUUAACAUCAAUGCAGAAAGUAUUUGGAGUAAUGCUUUAAAAGGAUUUAGACAGCGCAACUUCAGUCCCACAAACACCAUUGAAGUAAAUUUCUCAAACUGCAAAAAUAGAUCAAAGACAAAUACUUCUGCUGCAUCAAAAUACCAUUUCUUCCAAUUAUUAAUUCUUCACCUUCAGAAUUCAUCAUUGUUUGAGGGCUCUUCUGGAAAGAACUUGGCCCUUGAUUUUCAAGCUGUAAAAGAAAAUCUUUAUUUUGAAGCUGGUAAAAUGAUUGCGGUUUCUCUGGUUCAUGGUGGUCCAUCUCCUGGUUUCUUUUCCAAAACACUGUUCGAUUGCCUUGUCUACGGUCCAGAGAAUGUGAAGCCAGCUUUGGAAGAUGUUGCUGAUGUUGAUGUAGCACAAACAAUACAAAUGAUAAAAUAUGCAAAUAGUCUGUCCAGCCUACAGUCUACACUACAGGACUGCUGUGAAUUCCUCACUGCUGCUGGAUGUUUAAGACCUGUAACAGAUUUGUGUGAUAAGAACAUGCUGGUGAAUGACAUAUUGAUCUAUCAUGUAAUCAAGAGAAUUACUUUACCCUUAGAAAGUUUUAGGCAGGGUUUGAAAACUCUUGGCGUUCUAGAGAAAAUGCAAAUGCACCCAGAUGCAUUCUCUAGCAUAUUGUGCCACAAACCCGAAAGACUUUCAGCGGAAACUAUUUGUGAUCUCUUUACAAUCCAUUCCUCAUCAGAUGUAAAUAAACUUAAAGGUGCUGGUUUUUGGAUGGGCUAUUUGCGAGAUGUGGAAAGUGGUGAGUCUGUAGUGACAUUGGAGGAUAUUCUGCUCUUCGUAACAGGCUCCUGUUACAUACCAUCCAUUGGUUUUGAUCCUGAACCUACUAUUAAAUUUUUGCAUAUAAGGUAUCCCAUUGGAAAGAGACUUCUUAAUUGCUUAGAGCUUCCUAUAACAAAGACAUAUCAGCAGUUCAAAAAUAAAAUGGAGCUCACCAUCAGAAACACACUAAGAGUUGAAGGGGAGUAAGUAUUUUUGCUGUUAAACUGAAUGUUGGAAACUUGAGUUUUCUGCAGGAACAUCUGCUUUCAGUUCGCUACUGUAUUUUUGGACAACAUACUUUUAGUAUUUUCUGACCCUUCCCCCAGAAUUAUGCUAAAAGUUGUAAUGUUAUGAGAUAGAAUACAAUUUCCAAAUUAAAAAAAACUUUUAUUUUUUCAGUAAUUUUCCUUUUGAAGUCAACUUUAAGAGUCAGCCAUCUCUUGCAGAAGUAGUUUAAAUGUCAGCUUUUGCUGUAGACAGGUAUGAAAUGUUACCAAACUCUGUAACAGGUAAGUAUAUGGAUUGUAUCAAAUACUUAGGUAACUUAUUUAUCAAAAACAAAUCAGGUACAUUUUGAAGAUAAUUGCUACAGAGCAUUGUCUUGCAUAAAGCUGUGAUGCAGUUCUUUAAUUCCAUGUUUAUUUUUUCAGUAAUUGUUUUGUAUUGAUUCAUUUACAUUCCAAUGGUUCAUAGAAACCUAGGAAAUUCAAAAUACUUACAGUUUUACAGUCGUUUUGGCUAGUUCUUUAAAGGUCUGGAGAAAACAUAGGCAAAAUAAUGCAGCGCAAGAACACAAUCAGAUUGAACUUGUCUCUGUUCAACAAAAUCUUUGCAUUCGCACAUUUCUGCAUUCUACUUCCAUACAUUUUUAAUUACUCAUAGAGCCAAAAUAGUACAAAUCAGAAUAAAAUCUUGAACAUGCAACAAUAACCGGUCUUUCAAGGCGAAAUAUAGGAGUUAAUGUUGUUGAGUAUGAAAAGAAGUUUGUCACUCAUUAGAAUAUGUAAACUCGUCUUCCAUUAAAGUCAAUAUUUUCCUACGACCAUGCUCUAAAGCUCUUAGUUAAACUGAAGGCAGUCUACCAUCAAUCUUGUCUGGGCCUGAUACUUUUCUAGCUUCUGUUCUAAACUCUUCCUGUUCAAUCUUAGAUGAAUUCUGAGCACUGUAUAAAAUAUAUGUUAGUGCUGUAGUAAUUUGUAUAAAUGGCUGGGCCAUUAAGCUGUAAAAGUUAAGUAGUGAAGUUCCUACACAGCAACACUUUAAUGUUACUAAUGCUAGAACUAUGAAAUUAAAAGGACACUUAAGUAUGUUCUUUUUAAAUGUAUGCUGCUCUCUGUUUUGAAAUUACUAUUUCCCUCUGUCAGUUUUGACCACCUGUACUAUGUGUCCUGAACAUCAGUUGUGCUAUAGAUGUAAUAUAGAUACAUAUGUAUCUGUAUAUAUCUGUAUGUAUCCACGUUCUUCAAAAUACUGAAAAGUAAUCAUAUACUUUCUUAUUUAAUAUAGCUUGGUUUGAAUUGAAAAUAUAAGCAGGAUUGCUUUAUAUUUGUAUACCUUCGCAAGAAAGUACAUCCACAGUAAUUACAAAUGGAUAGGUGCUUCUGAAAAAAUAAUAGAAAGUCUAAGGAAAUUAUUGCAAGUAUUAAAUCAAACAUUUCUCACUACUUCUAAUGGCUAGAACAAUCUAGUCUCAUCAGUCUUGUCAUUAAAAAUUUAAGAGUAUGAGAAGUUAAGACAGCAUUAGCAGUGGGUUUUGCUUAUUGGCCAAAAGCAUAUUCAAGUCUCCUUUAAAAUAAGUGCAUGAUCUCUUGGAGAAUGUAAUUUGACUGUUUAUAUACUCAGCAUUUUCUCAGUGUCUUCUCUCCAAUAAUAUUCUGUGUUUCUGAUCUUUGCAUAAUUUUUGACUCUCAUUCUGCCAAUAAAUGCUUUGUAUUCUUAGCCUUCAGAAUGGUUUAUUACCAUUAUAGGGAGUGGUUUGGCACAAAUUUGUUUACAUAAUAAGGAUUCAUAUUGUAUGUUUGUAUUUUUAAAAUGUAAUGAGUUUCCUGCAGAUAUAAUAUUAUACUUUAAAAAUGAGUAGUGUACUCAGUGCAGUAUUUGUUUUUCUUGCCUAGUUAGAGAUAAAUGUGUUCUGUAAUGUUAUUCUUCCAUGUGAAAAAUACAGAAAUUACAAAAGUAGCAAGCAGAAUGUGAGUAAUUUUGAAGGACAGUUCUUGGACUUUUGGUACCUGCAGUGACAAGAGAAAUUGUUCAGAACCUGGAACUAAAUAAACUGCAUUUUAAGACCUUCAAUGGAAAAAGAAAUAAUAAAAUAAUGUGAAUAUAAGCCUUCAAAACAUACCUGAGAUUACAAAAAUAGAGUUCACACCUUUUUUGCUUAUUACUUUUGAACUCAACAGUUGAAAGGUUUUUAUAUAAAGGCAGAAUUAACCUAUAUGUUGGGUGUAAAAAAUGUUAACUUUUAAAACUAUCUGCUAUACAAUGCUAUAUCCAAACACUGAAUUUGUAAAAUCACACAAUGUGUAAUAUUGCUUGAAAGAGUUUUUCUUCCACAGAAUUUGCUCCCAUUUUCUAAUACUGACAUGUACCCAUUCAGGACAAGUUGUCUUUCCUUUUCUGUUGUUUGAUCAGCUCUAUCUAGACACUCCAGUAUAAUACUUAAUAUAUUCAAGUUGUAUUCCUGGAAUAUGGAAAGGAAUUUCCUCAUUUUCAGCAUUAAUUUAUAUAGACCAAUCAUAAAUUUAUUUGAACUGUUCAUUAGAAUUCCACUGAAUAAGCUAACUUCCAAAUACAGAAUGGUCUCCCUUGUCUUGAAAUUGUAAGAGCAAUUUAUGUAGCUAUAAGGGCCAUAGGGUUUUUUAUAGCAGAUCACUGAAGUGCAAUAUUACGGGGUAGUUUUCAUUUUACAUAAACAUAACCUGAGGCACACCUGGCAACUAGGGAGAUUGCUUACUUUCAGUAUUUCUGUAACACAGGGAGAAUAAUUGAUAUGCAUCAGUUGUGUAUUAAAUAUAUUCUUAUAGAAGCUGCAUCUUUUACAAGAUUUGUCAGCACCACUAAAGAACUAUUGCAGUCCUUUUUGUGUUUGGCCAAAGAACUUCACCCCACAGUUUGUGCAUCAAAACCCUUAGCUUCCAUCUGGAAUUAGCACAUCAAAUAAGCUAUUUAUUUUCUAGAGUCAUAAUUUUCUACUAAACAAUAAUUAGUGGGUUUAGUAUGGUCUCCUUAACAAUGCACAUAUAAUUAAAAAAACACCCUGAAGUAUUUUAGCUCUAUGUUUGAAAAGCCAAGGAAUAAGAAAUUUCUGUGACUUGCUUUUUUACUCAUUCAGAGGAUGCUUACAGAAAAGCUGUUAGCCUUUUAAACUGGUUUAAGAGUGAAAUAUAUUCCAAAGGAGAAAAAUAUUUGUUCAUAGUAAAAGUCUAAACCAUUGCGUGCUGCAGCUUUGAUUUUUUUCAUUAAGAUGUUAAGUCCUGGGAUUUGAAAACAGAGGAUUUUGAGAGUAUUAGUUAAUUAUUCACACUCACAUUCUGCUUAUGCAUUUUGAAAAUAGUAUCAAAAAAAAUCUGAUUUUAAUUGAAGGAAUUGCAACUUUGAAGCCUGCAAAAUAAAUUUGAAAAUCGUAUCUUGAAUCUGUAUUAUAUAGUAAAACGUGUUUAAAGCUCAAACUUUACCAUUUCUUACCUAAGGCAAUUUCUAGUUGGACAAAAGAAGAAUUAACAUGCAAAAACUUCUGAAGUGUCAAAUCAUAUGUAUACAGAAGAUCAUUUUCCAAAUGGUGAUAUUUGUUAAAAAGCUACACUCUAACCCUCUGAUUUUUGUAUUACAUAAACAAUGUUCUUUUUUAAAGUUACGGUAUGUAGGAUGUUAUGCAAGAAAAUGUAAUUUUGUAAAUAUUUUUAGCUGUAACUUGAACUGCAGGAUCAGUGCCUGAACUGUUGCAUCUUCAAGCAACAUUUUACAUGGCAGGUGUAGCAUCAGUGUUCAAAUAAUUUGUAAUUGUGGGAAAUACUAUGUAUAUAUUCAAAGUGCAAUAAAAGGUUAAAUAUGUA
Molecule: messenger RNA, 8408 nt
Organism: Corvus hawaiiensis (hawaiian crow)
Lineage: Eukaryota; Metazoa; Chordata; Aves; Passeriformes; Corvidae
Gene: G2E3
Product: G2/M-phase specific E3 ubiquitin protein ligase
Exons: 15
Coding region: 2332-4563 (743 amino acids)
Cellular component (GO): nucleus
Molecular function (GO): ubiquitin-protein transferase activity
Source: RefSeq, a predicted model, not a curated record